Trametes versicolor FP-101664 SS1 is the source of this 1813-nucleotide messenger RNA. RefSeq lists its product as uncharacterized. The transcript is spliced from 2 exons. The coding region runs from base 52 to 1419 and encodes 455 amino acids. Lineage: Eukaryota; Fungi; Basidiomycota; Agaricomycetes; Polyporales; Polyporaceae. Gene Ontology annotation, molecular function: DNA binding. The record is from RefSeq and is a predicted model, not a curated record.
GUCGUCGUCGCUGCCAUCAACGAUGUCCAGCCCUUAUCGCAACUCUCACCCAUGUCGGGGCACGACUCCCAGAACAGCGGCCAGUGGACCGAGCCCCCGUGGUCAGGAUGGAUCGAGACGACCGGCGACGCCCUCCUCAUCCUCGAGGCCGCCCGCCGAGGCCUUAUUCCACGCGUCACCCGUCGUCUUGUCGAUUCUGAGCGCAAGAUGAUCACCUCUGGCUCCGUUUUCGUCUUCGACGAGGACGAGAGCGGCAUCAAGCGGUGGACCGACGGCUUCUUCUGGAGCCCCAGCAGGAUCCUGGGCAACUUCCUCCUCUAUCGCGAGACAGAGAAGAGGGGAGCGGGUCACAGCCGCGCUCGCGCCGAAGCCGCAGCGACUGAGGAGGCAGAGAGCCUGAAGCAGGAGGGCCAGUCGCUCUCUCGGCCAAAGGGGGAGUCCAGCCGCCUGGGCAUCGACCGGCAACGGGAAAGGGUCCUCGUUGGGAGCCUCACCAACAGCUACAAGUUCAAACCUGGGGGCAUGAUGAAGAAGACGUUCUCGCUCACCAUCGGCGGCGUCGCGCAACACCUCAUUUCCUACUACAAGAUCGAGGACGUCGAGCAGGGCCGUUUGCGGUCUCCCUCCUCGCUCCCGGAACUGGCGUCUCUGACGAUCAGCCCGGAGUAUCUCGACAAAACGCACUUCCGCAACCCUCCCAAAGUCGAGAUCGGGGUCGACGGCGUCCCGCGCUACCGCGGUGAGGCCGAUGACGUCGAGCUGUCUCCGCGUCUCCUGCCUGCGCCCCUGGCUGCUGGUGGCUACUACGGCGAAGGCGAUGCGAGUUCAAGCAAGCGCACCAAGCGAUAUGACCCGUACUCCAGCGGCACGGGUGCGCCCAAACGCUCGCGCAAGAAGAACAACUCCGCCUCCAGCCAACAGGAGGCCACCGGCGGGGAGUCGCCGACACAGCCAAUUGCGGUUUCCGUCCACCAACCGCAGCCAGCAUACGCCGAUUCCAAUGUCUCUCACUACCCUUCUCCCUACAACUACUACCCAGUGCCCCCUGGCUACGCCCCGCCGAUGUAUUCCUCGUCUCCAUACCCCCCUCUCGCUCCGCCUACUUCUACCACGACGCCUCCACAUGAUAGCCCGUCCCCACCUGGGCCCGCUGCGGCUGGCUCUUCGCCCACCUACUCCGCUUAUCCCGUCAGCGAGGCCACGUCCACGGCGCCCACAUCCUCCAUGUACCCUCCGUACUAUCCGCCACCGCCGCCACCUCCGCAUGGGUAUGCUACGUAUCCUUCUGUGCCGUGGGCUCACUACAACACCUACCCGCCGCCGCCGCCCCCUGUGCAAGCGAGCGGUACAACUAUCCAGGAAAUAUCUGAGAGCGACGUGAGGAACAGCGGGGGCGGGGGCGGUGGCGGCGGGGCGUGAGUCCACUCGCUCCCCGCCUAUCUGUGUCUGUCCUGGGUCUGUGUGUAUGUGUACGUUUUCCGCCGUGCUGUCUUGUACUCUUGUAACCGUGUUCUAUCAGCGCCCUGCCCUGCCUUCCUGCGGCCCCCUCUACGACGUCUAUCCUGUGCCUGUGCCUGCUUCGCUGCUGAGUGUACGAUAGUGAGUGGUUCUUUCUUGGGUCUUUUGCCGGUGUCUCUGCUCCGCCCCGUCGCUGUCCAUACGUUGUGGUAUCGUACACUCGCUUGAUACCGAAGCAGUCAAUAACAAACUGUACAGUAUUGUGCCCGCCUCCCGCCUCAUCGUGUAUAUCCCCCACUCCCCGCUCCCCUCGCCGAUCUUGUACUCCUGCUUUCCUACUCCGCUUUUCGUCCCC